Molecule: messenger RNA, 1008 nt
Organism: Anopheles bellator
Lineage: Eukaryota; Metazoa; Arthropoda; Insecta; Diptera; Culicidae
Product: nitric oxide synthase-interacting protein homolog
Exons: 5
Coding region: 87-965 (292 amino acids)
Cellular component (GO): nucleus
Molecular function (GO): ubiquitin protein ligase activity
Source: RefSeq, a predicted model, not a curated record
CGAACGGAAUUCUGUGCUCUCUGAUUGCGAAUUUGUAAUCCUAAAAGUUGGAAAUUACCUUAACAUAUUACUUUCAUUAGCCUAACAUGACACGCCACGCCAGGAAUUGCACUGCCGGAGCCGUUUACACGUACCACGAGAAGAAAAAGGAUGCUGCCAAUUCCGGCUUCGGCACGACUUCGCGUCGGAUCGGCAAGGAUUCGGUGAAAAGUUUCGAUUGUUGUUCGCUAACCCUACAACCGUGCCGGACUCCGGUUAUCACCAAAGAAGGAUAUCUGUUUGAUAAGGAGGCGAUACUGACGUACAUCAUAUCGAAGAAGAACGAAUACAGUCGGAAAAUGAAAGAGUACGAGAAGCAGUCCAAGGCCGACGAAGAAGAUCGUGCGGCCCAGGCGGAUGCGGAGGUGCAGAAGAAACUGGACAAGUUCAUUUCCACCGAAAAGAACAUCGUGACUAAUAAGACGCCGAAACCGAACGACCAACCAAGUACCAGUGGAGCGAUCUCCAACGUGUCUCUCGGCAAGCGCAAAGAACUGCCUAGCUUCUGGGUACCAUCGCAGACGCCGUCCGCUAAAGUAGCCCGGCUAGAGAAGCCGGACAGUAAAAUCUAUUGUCCGGUUUCUGGUAAACCGUUGAAGGCGAAGGAUCUGAUCGAUGUGAAGUUUACCCUGGUGAAGGACCCGUCCGACAAGAAGUCGUUGAUUGCGAAGGAGAACCGCUACAUGUGUGCAGUGACACACGAUAUCCUGAACAAUGCGGUGCCGUGUGCCGUACUGAAGCCAACCGGAGACGUCGUGACGAUCGAGUGCAUUGAAAAGAUUAUCAAGAAGGACAUGAUCCACCCGUUGACGAAUGAACAACUCGAGGAUUCCGACAUAAUUCCAUUGCAAAGGGGUGGGACCGGUUUCGCAACGACCAACGAAAAACUGGAAGCUAAGGAGCAGAAGCCGUGUCUGCAAGUAUAAUCUACUCGAUUUGCGAUACAUUUAAAAUAAACUUACCUGUUAC